Molecule: messenger RNA, 7047 nt
Organism: Pelobates cultripes (western spadefoot toad)
Lineage: Eukaryota; Metazoa; Chordata; Amphibia; Anura; Pelobatidae
Source: the annotation of a GenBank genome assembly
GUAGGGAUAGCUUAGAUGUGUGGUAGGUUGUAUCUCCAAUGUGAUACAAGGGAGGUACAGUGGAACUAGGGCACAGCUGCCUUAGUGAAUAACUAGGAGCUCUACUACUUUUGGUUGAAAGAGGGGCAUCAUCUUUGGGCUGUGUGUAACUAAAAGAAACAUUUGUUUUACACCAUUGGUUAGAUUUAUUAUUUUGUUUUUCUGUUAAGUAUUAGAUGUUCAUUAUUACAAAGAUAACUUAAUUGGAAAACAUUCUCCAGCUAACCUAGGAACAGAAAAGUCAUUGUAGCCCAUGUUUAGGAAUUUAAAUGUAGGUGCCAACCCAGUAUGUACAAAGAAUUGGCAUAGAACACUAAAGAUCAUAACAACAUGCUGCAUUCCCUUUAGGGGGGGAUGGUCCAUAAAGGCUCAGCAGACUGACUCUCAUUGAGCUCUGCUAUUGGAGGGUUAAAACAAAGACAGAUGGGAAAUGGCGGCCAGUUCCCAACUAUACAAAGAGCGUGCGAGCCGUUACCCAGCGCGGCGCAUGGCUGCAUUCUGACUUCUUCAAAACCUCCCACACCAGCCAAUAGGAAGGCGACUUCACUCUACCGGAAGUGACGUUGCAGUCGUUUAAUGCAGUGGGCGUCGUCUAGCAGUCCGGGUUCGUCCCAUCAGGUUUCGUGUUAUAAAUACUCGGCGGUUUCUCUUUAUUGGUUUCUUGCGGUAGUGCUGUGUAUCCGGGAGGGCUGUUCGGGCUUUACGUGCGCUCACCGGGCCAGUGGAAAGUCACAAUAACUGAGCUCUCUAUCUGCAGCGGAAGGAGCCGUCCGUGUAGAGGCAGGCAGCGCCGCCAUUUUGUGUUCGUUUCUCCAUCGGCGCGCGCUCUGUGGAAGCUGCUCCACGCGGUCCUGUGACCUUUUUUACUUUUUUCUCCUGGUCCCGUUCACACAAAAGGCUUCAAGCUGGAGAUGUCAGGGGGAGGCGUGAUUAGGGGGCCGGCGGGCAAUAACGAUUGCCGAAUAUACGUGGGGAACCUGCCGCCCGAUAUCCGGACCAAGGACAUAGAAGACGUCUUCUACAAGUAUGGCGCCAUCCGCGACAUUGACCUCAAAAACCGGAGAGGCGGGCCGCCAUUCGCCUUCGUGGAGUUUGAGGAUCCCAGGUAAACCCUGCUCGCUCGGUAUCCGGGCGGCCUCCUAAUGGCGGGGGUGGGUCGGUGCGAUCUCAUGGAGAGAUAUCGGCACUGCUUUGUUCAUUGUAGGGACAUCUGCACCAUUAUACUCUCUGACCAGCAAUAAUCCUCCUCCUCCUCAGUGGAGGCUGGAAUUAGUCAUUAUCAUUAUUUCACCAAUGAAAAAUGUGGUUAUAAAACUGAAAUUAAAUGUAUUAGUGGUGCCAAGGGCCUUAAAUUGCAGUUACUUUACGAGUGUUAAUGUAAACAUCGGUUUUAUUUCCCUUGGAUAUGUAAUUUCGGUGUGUGUACAUCUAAGCCAUUUAUUCUCGUUAACGUGUCCUUAAAUCGUGGUUUAAAGAGAUCCAGAUGUGCAGCCAUUAUUAACACGUGCAUGCUUACCGUAAGGGCUCUUUACUGCCCCCAUCUGUUUUUUAUUUUUGUUCUGGAUUGCUUCCAUUGGCUGUUAAAUGCACUCUGUUCCUUUGUGUUUAGUAUAUAAUCGAUUAGAAUACCGUUCGCUAUAGCGCCUUUUAUGCAAUUACAUAGUGGUGAACUACAAACUUAAAGCCAGAGUAGAUGUAUUCAAAGGAUGGAUAUUUUCCAGUUUGCCUAUUUUGACCUUUAAACUUGAAAAUCACUUUGGUUUAUCAUUUAUAGUAAAUAACCACCCUGGUUGUCUUAACCCAUUAAGGACCAAACUUCUGGAAUAAAAGGGAAUCAUGUCAUGUGUACUUAAGGGGUUAAGUCUGCAUUUCCUGAUGAAACAUAAGUUACACUUUAGCGUUCACUGGCAAACCUUUAAGUGGUUAUUAAAUGUUUUUGGUAGGCAUGAUGAUCAGAGUACCCCAACUGAGGAAGUUGAUAAUUUGUAAGGUCUUACCCCACCAAUGUUUGGAAACUUGGUUUAGAAUUGCGGUUCAAUUUGCUACAAACAGGACUGCAUAGUAUAUAUUUUUUUAUUCUGUCUUGUAUAGGCUGCUACCUUAACAAAAAGUAAACUUUGAUUUGUUCCGCUUUUAUUUUUAAUAGUUUAUUUAUCAAAUUCUACAAGUCGUUCUGCUACUAGAAAAUAAAAAUGAUUGUAUUUUUUUUUUUUUUCCUUAUCACUCAGAGAUGCAGAGGAUGCAGUAUAUGGCAGAGAUGGUUAUGAUUAUGAUGGCUAUCGUCUCCGUGUGGAGUUUCCACGAAGUGGUCGUGGGGCUGGAGGAAGAGGUGGUGGUGGUGGAGGCGGCGGUGGAGGAGGAGGAGGAGGAGGAGGCGGCGGUGGUGGUGGUGGUGGUGGGGGGGCACCUCGUGGAAGAUAUGGCCCUCCAUCUAGACGUUCGGAGUACAGAGUAAUUGUUUCAGGUGAGCAUGUCGGUGAAAAUCUUUAUCAAACAGUCUCAAACUUAAUUUUUAAACUGCAUAUUUAUCACAUCCUGUAAAAAAAAACACCAAUUAAGUCCAUUAUGUUCACAUAAUAAUCUACCCCCAUAAACCUCUGUUAAUCUUGCCUUGGGACCUUGAAAGUUAAUGAUGCAAGCUUUUUGUGUUGCAAGCAACUUUGAGAACCCACCAGAUUCAGAAUAGAGCAUGGCAGUCUUAGCCUGUCCCCAGCAGAUGAGCGGAGUUGCCAGCUUCCCAGCACCAGUCUGUGUUUGACAGGGAACUAGGCUCAUUCAGAAUAAAACUACGUGUUCUGAAAAUGGCCAGUAGGUGGUUGCAACAUACCGCCACUGUGUUAAAUACAGCAAAACCCAUAUCUAAUAUCAGAAUUCAUAUUAGCGGUGGGUUACCUUAGGAUUAGAUUUAGGGCUGAGAGUAUAGUAGGGUUACUUAUUGUUGGGGUAGGUUUAUAGUAAGCGCUACAGAAUCUGUUGGCGCUAUAUAAACGACGGGAAUAAUGGGGUCGAAGGUAGGUGUAAGGUUACGGUAGAGAUACAGCUAGUGUACGCAUUGGGUAAGGUUGUAAAGUUGAAAAGUCAAUUUAGAUCCUAAGUAUACUGGGUAUUUAACAAUCAGGACUGUUUUAUGAAUCUGUUUAAGUUCUUUCUAAUUGCAAACAAAUUAUAUAUUUUUUUUAAAUGUAAUGUGUUGUGUGUACAUGUAGGAUGUUAAAUGAAAGUAAUUUUGCUAAAGGAACCCUUAAAUUAUGGUGGAUACAUCUACAGCUCAAAUUCAAGAUUUUGUUUUGGUUCACAAUGUGGACAACUGCCUCAAUCCAUAAGGAGAUAACAUUUAGACUGGAGGGACAGGCAAUCACAGGAAGUGAGUGCUUUAAUUGAAGCAGUAUCCAUAAAUGUUGCCAUAAUUCUAUACAAAUGCUAAUGGAUGGCAGUACAGUAAAUUGUGAAACACUUCAGAUUAGAUGGCAGCUUUUGAUAACAUGGCAUGAUGCUAGGAAAAUCUUGAUUAAUAGCUGGGUUUUAAUGUAGCUUUUUCAAUCUGAAGCAUCACAUUUUACUUUUAUUUUAUUUAUUUUUUAUUUUUUUAAAUAUAUACUUACAUUUUCGUUUUUACCAAGGUCUGGCUAGUAAUGUAGUAGUAAACAUUAUAAGCCCUACUCAAAUCAGAGGCUGUCCGUAAAAAAACAAAGCAAGGAAGCUGUAAAAGUUUUUCACUGUAAGUGCCGUUGUGUGUUUUAAGUGUGCUACUUAUCGGCAGACUGCACCAAGGCACUCUUGGCACUAUAACCACCUUAGAAUGAUGGUUAUGGUGCUUACAUUGUUCCUUUUCUUCAACCCAAAAGCUACAGUUCCAGCUGCUGGAGUACUCUAGGCUGCUUAUAGAUAAAUGAUUUAAAAAUAAAAAUUAAAUCUGGAUUUAUUAAUACAAUGUACAGUUCAGUAUACCUUGCACCCAACCAGCCUACUGUGUCUUGUCAAUGCAAAGUUAAAGUGCUUAGAGUUCCCUUUAGAGGAUAGGGCAAAUUGGUUAGCACAUGUAAAAUUAUUUUGUGUAAAGCAAGAAAAUUGAUAUUUGUGAACUACUGAUAACAUCCCUAUGUAUUUAACAUAUUUAUCACAUUUUAUAUCCAUAUUUAUCUUAUAGGGCUGCCUCCAAGUGGAAGUUGGCAGGAUCUGAAGGAUCACAUGCGUGAGGCAGGUGAUGUAUGUUAUGCUGAUGUUUACCGAGAUGGUACCGGAGUUGUGGAAUUUGUGCGGAAAGAAGAUAUGACCUACGCAGUGCGGAAACUGGAUAACACUAAAUUUAGGUCGCAUGAGGUAGGUAUUUAUCCAUAUUUGCAAUAUGUGGAAAAUUGUGAGUUUUUUUUUUUUAACUUUUACUUCUUAAGGUAAGAAUAUCACUGUUGUGAAACCAAUCUGGUUUAUCUAGUUGCCUAAAAUGCAUAACUGGUUAAGAUUUGCUUGUUCAAUCCUAGGUUCUUUUUCUUUAAUAGGGUGAAACUGCCUACAUUCGUGUUAAGGUUGAUGGACCAAGAAGCCCCAGUUACGGAAGAUCGCGGUCUCGCAGCCGCAGCCGUAGCAGGAGCCGUAGUAGAAGCAAUAGUCGUAGCCGAAGCUAUUCUCCAAGAAGAAGCCGUGGAUCUCCUCGCUACUCUCCCCGUCACAGCAGAUCCCGCUCCCGCACAUAAAUAAUCAAGUGAUACAUUUUUUCUUUUUUUUUGUAUACCUUCUUGUUGUAUACAGUUUGAUUCCAUAUUUCACCCUUUUUUUUUACCAUGUUUGCUUUAAGUGUCUUGUGUAGUAUCAAUUUGUUCCUUAACAUGCAUUCUCCUCAUGCUUGAUACUGUAUUUUAAGUUAGAUUGAAUUCUUCAAUGUAGCCACUCUGAAGCCAUUUUAUAAAUUUUUUUUUUUUGUCUGAUAUGGUGUUUGGCACUAAAGCGCUGGGGUGGCUAUGGUUGAAUAUUGUGGGAAAUUUUGUUUUACCUUGCCUUUUCAUGUGUCUUUCUGUAGACAUAUCUGAAGAGAUGGAUUAAAGAAUUGUGGAGGACAUUUCAAACAUUUUAGGAUUGUCAAAAGGAGGCUUGUGGAGGAUCAGAUCAUAAAUGGAGGCCAUGGUAUGACUCCAAUGCUAUUGUCAGACAAAAUGGCAGUAUUGACCUUAUGCUACGAAUUCUUAAUUGAACUCAUUAAACCAGUGGUACUAGGCUCCUUUAUUCAUGUUAGGCCGUAUUACUGAGAUUCCUGCCACUUGAGGUUACAUCUUUCAUCCGCAUGUCUUGUGGGCCUCUUUAAAGUAUAAUAUCAAUACUGCUAACCAUGCAUGUCCUCUUUGACUAGUAUAAGCAUUGGUUUUUUUUUUUUGGUUUUCUUUUAUUGGUAAGAAUUAAAAUUUAAUGUUGUAGGCAGAUGUGAGGGGUUUAGUGACCCUCUGCCCCCUCAGCCUUCUUGCACCUGGAUGCUGGCUCACUUAAUUAUUUUUAAUUUACCUCUUUUUGCAUGGGCACAGACGUCCACCUGACUUAAGCUAGAAAAGAAAUUGCUCUUGAAAUUCUUUGUGAUAACUUUAAUAACAAGAACAAUGUAAUGAGGCAGUCCAGCAGUGGGAGAGAAGUUUCUGUAGUUACCAUGAAUGUUGACUCAAAAUGUUAUGCAAGACUAAACAGAUAUUCCUGCUAGCACAAUACUUUUUCUAAUACAUGCAGUGCAUCUGAUAUUAAAUUUUAUAUUUGGUUUCCACCUGAUAAGUAUGUGGGUUUUGUUCUUCUAGACGUUGGCACAUUUAAAUGUAGAAUACAGUACUUUUCAGUAAAAUCUAAAUAUACUUUAUAUAACGUUAGAAAAAACAUUUUUGGUUAUCAAUCUAAACUACACACCACUGACACUAUAAAAUGUAAGUUUGAUAACGAAUACCUUGUUUUGGCAUGUCUGGUACACACUCAGUUUAGUUUCAUUCAAUAUUAGUAUGCCAUAAAAUGAAUACAUUGAACACCUAAACUAGCAGGUGGCUUAAAUAGAAAGUACUGUGCAAAUGCAUUAUAUCCAGCAUCCCAGUAAAGCUGCAUAGUGGAAAGGCUUGUGUGCUCAUGCUAACAUUUGGCCAAAGGAAGACUAAUUUAAAAAUCUUGAUAGACCGAACACUUUUGAAGUUGCCUCGUCCCCCUCUUUUUCAUUAAGGUGCAUUACAACAUGCAAAGUAUAUAACUUAACCCCAAUCAGCUUCACGCUUCAACAUGCAGCUAUGAUUUAAAAAAAACUGUGCCAUACCAUUCAAUAGAUCUUUGUUUUGGGAAAGUGAAUAGUUAUCUAUGCAUACUUCAAACUGCACACAUAACUGCUCACUUCCCAGACAUGUGUUUUGACAAUAUCUAACUAUUCCUCUUUUUGGUUUUGCUGGUUAUUAAGGUUUGGAUUGGAGAGGGCUCACUGGAUCCCAAUCCUGGAGCUGGAUCAUUGGAUUCAAAUCAUAGGAAUGAAUAGGAUAGGGAGGAUGAAUGACCAGGAUUCAUGGAGCGGGAUCAUAAAACAAGGAUCAUAGGAGUGGAUUCCUGCCAAAUCUAAACCGCAUUCGUAUGGAAGUUUUUUUUCUUUUCUCCAUACACCUCAAUUGGCAAUACCAUACAAAAUAAUGUUGACAAGUGGAGCCUUGGCUUUUUUAAGAGAAAAGAGGAGACCUGAGGCACGCUGGAGCCAUCUCCUGGGAAGGAUACAACUCGAAUAGAUGGUAAAUGUAAAGGGAUAAGGGGGAUUAAAUGAAACACCACUAGUAAUCUAAUUUUUAAAAUGGGAUUUAAAGUAGGCUUUCAAUUGGCAAAUAAGGCUUUGUUUUGAAAAAUAAAAUUAAAAAAGCAUAAACUGUGUGAUUGCUUUUUGUUCAUCUCUUUAUGAUCUGUGGGCCCCUGUCGUCUAUUGCUGGCAGCAAUUUUUUUCCAAGCCAAAAAAACUGGUCGCUGAUUGAUUUGCAACAACUCAGGUAUGUUUGGGUUACUGGGUAACAAUGUUGUACA